AAGUAUUUUCACCGGUCAUUGUAGUAACACGGACGCGUUUCGCCGAACACCACAACUGAUUGUGUUUCUAUUACACAAAUAUUCAACGCCUUGAAGAAUGACAUAAAUCGCCUCGAAACUAAUGUUUAUAAGUUUUAAGCUUUGAUGAGUGAUAAAAGGCAGCGAGCGAGAGUCCAGGGCUCCUGGGCCAAACCUCUUCCCAAACCCCAACAGCCAGCCGCUCAAGAUGUCCGGUCAGUAUCAGGUUCAUGGAAAUGUGGACCACAGUCAUUUGAGUUCCAUCAGCCAGCUGAUCCCAUCAGAGAGAUUCCCAUGGAGAAAGUCAUCGAAAAAGCCGGUGACUAUGAGAUUAGUCAAGGGCCCACUGGAGUGUCCAGACUGAGACUCAUACCGGGGUUUCUACAGCAGGAGGAGGCUGACUGGAUGUUUAGCAAGCUGCUCGCUGAACUGCCCUGGUCACAAAAGACCAAUUAUAGGAUGAUGGGUGAUGCAUAUGAUGAACCCAGACUCACUUGUUGGUAUGGAGAGCUGCCGUAUACAUAUUCACGCUCCACUAUGGAGGCCAACGCUCAGUGGCAUCCAGUACUUAACACUUUACGUCUGGCUGUUGAGGAGAAGAGCGGCCACACAUUUAACUCAUUGCUGUGUAACCUGUACCGGGACGGUAAGGACAGCAUUGGCUGGCACAGUGACAGCGAGCCAUCAUUAGGACCUCAGCCCAUCAUCGCCUCUCUGAGUCUGGGCGACACUAGAGUGUUCAGUCUCCGAAAGCAGCCACUUUCUGAAGACAAAGGAGACUACACCUAUGUGGAGCGUAUACGCAUCCCGCUGACCCACGGGACCCUCCUGCUCAUGGAAGGCUGUACGCAGGCGGACUGGCAGCACCAGGUGGCAAAGGAGUACCAUGACCGCGGGCCGAGGAUAAACCUCACGUUCCGCACCAUAUACCCAGAGCCGGAGCGUCCCAGCGGGAGAUUUGUGAGAUGAUCGCUGGGAAAAGAAAAGAAGAGACCGCAGGUUUAAAGAGAUCUGGAGAGGUCGGUCUCAUUCUAAAGAGCACCACUGUUGAGUUGAAUUAUUUAUUUACGUUUGAAAGUUCACUUUUGAUUAAAGACCCUGAACAAUGAUAAGCUUGUCUGGCUAUGACAGCAUUUUUGUUUACAUAAGUGAUUAUUUUCUCACAGCAAUUGUUCACAAUUGCUUAUGUUAUAAGAAAAGUUUAUUGGUAUUACUAAUUUACGAUGUUUGGAGAACAUACGUCAAAAAAGCAGUGCCAAGUGGCCCAUAUAUCAGUUACGGUGCCCCAAAGGCUCUUUUUCUAGGUAAAUUGCUGUUUAAAUAUUACAUGUUGUGCAAUUUUUCAUUUAUAGCCUGUGGUGAAUAAACCCGAAUUACAAACAUUUGUUCAGUAUCUUUAUGGGGUUGGUUACACUGGCGUUCAAAUGUUUAGAGUCUGCUUUAUUUAAUUAAACAUACGUUAGAAGCAGUAUAUUAUUGUGAAAUAUUAUUCAGUUUAAAAUAAAGAUUUCUGUUUGAAUAUAUUUAAAAAUGGAAUUCAUUCCUUUGAUAGCAAAGCUGAAUUUUCAGCAUCAUUACUCCAGUUUUCAGUGUCACAUGAUCCUUUACAAAUCAUCCUAAUAUGCUUUUUGAUGUUUAAAGUGCCCCUAUUAUGCCAUUUUUAAGGUUAAUAUUGUUUUGAGAGUCUCCUACAAUAGGCUUACAUGCAUGCAAGGUCAAACAAUGCUUUCGUUUUCUGAAAACAUGCGUUUAGUAUCAUCUCAUUUUCCAGCGAUUCUUGAACGAUU
Molecule: messenger RNA, 1805 nt
Organism: Labeo rohita (rohu)
Lineage: Eukaryota; Metazoa; Chordata; Actinopteri; Cypriniformes; Cyprinidae
Gene: alkbh3
Product: alkB homolog 3, alpha-ketoglutarate dependent dioxygenase
Exons: 10
Coding region: 145-987 (280 amino acids)
Biological process (GO): DNA repair; DNA alkylation repair
Cellular component (GO): nucleus
Molecular function (GO): dioxygenase activity
Source: RefSeq, a predicted model, not a curated record